AAGUUAGACAAUUAAGUAUGAUAGAUAGAUUGAUACUGAAUAUUAUCGAGAUCAAAAAUCCUUCUCCUUCAUUUCUUCUUGUUUGCGUCUUUCGUCAGAUCUGCUUGGAUAAGCAGCUAUAUCAUUUACUCAAUCUCCCGGUUUCAAAAAAUCACAUUAGAUGGACGGAAACGGGGGUGAUAGUGGUUCAGUGGCCACGCCUGUUCAACAGCGAGCACAUGAGGCAUGGAGGAUUUACCAGCAUUAUCUAGACAAGACUACGCCUCAUGCAACUUACAGGUGGAUCGGAACUCUUGUCGUCGCGCUUAUCUACUGUUUGAGGGUUUAUUAUCUUCAGGGAUUCUACAUCAUCGCCUACGGGCUUGGAAUCUACCUUCUGAACCUGCUAAUCGGGUUCCUGUCCCCUCUUGUUGAUCCUGAGGCUGCUGGGGUCUCUGAUGGGCCUUCUCUUCCUACUAGAGGUUCUGAUGAGUUCAAGCCUUUUAUUCGCCGGCUGCCUGAGUUCAAAUUCUGGUACUCCAUGACGAAGGCUUUCUGCAUUGCGUUUCUCAUGACAUUCUUCUCCGUAUUUGACGUUCCUGUGUUCUGGCCAAUCCUGCUUUGUUAUUGGAUCGUUCUCUUUGUUCUCACCAUGAGACGCCAGAUCUCCCACAUGAUGAAGUACAAGUACAUCCCUUUCAGCUUUGGCAAACAGAAAUAUGGCGGCCGGAGCACCAGCGGCUCACGUGCGGACUGAUCUGACUAAUGCACUAACCGUUGGUCACUUUUGUCUUUGCAAACAAGAAAAGAAAUUUGUUUAGAAAAUCAUUUUGGACUAUUUGUUACAUUGACAAAACUACGCAGCUACUAGUGAAGAAUUAGAGGAAGUAAAAAAAAAGAAGAAAAAACAGAAUGGAAAUUAAAUUUGUUUUAGCUGAGAGGAAUUUAAAUUGUU
Molecule: messenger RNA, 934 nt
Organism: Eutrema salsugineum
Lineage: Eukaryota; Viridiplantae; Streptophyta; Magnoliopsida; Brassicales; Brassicaceae
Product: protein RER1A
Exons: 4
Coding region: 161-736 (191 amino acids)
Biological process (GO): protein retention in ER lumen; retrograde vesicle-mediated transport, Golgi to endoplasmic reticulum
Cellular component (GO): Golgi membrane
Source: RefSeq, a predicted model, not a curated record